UACAGUAAUAUUCCUGCAGAAAAUCCUUGCGUGAACAGUAUUUCGAUAUCGGAGAAAUGGACACUGAGUUGGCAAGCCUCUCCAAGGAGGAGUUGAUAGCAAAACACAAAAAGCUCAAGGAUCAGGCUGACUACGAGAGGCGGCGAGCAGAUGGUCUUGCCGAGGAGCUGAGGCUUGCUAAGGAACACAAUGUGGUCGUGCAAAAGCAAAUUGAGCAAGAGGAGGAGUACAUAACGAACAAGCUCAUGAAGCGCCUCGACCAACUUAAGAAAGAGAAGGCGGUGCUGGCCAGUGAGGUAGCACAAGAAGAGGAGUUUCUCGCGAAUACGCUUCAAAAGCGGCUUGAGAAGCUAGCGAAGGAGAAGGUGGAUUUGGAGAAUCGGCUCGAAGCGGAGCAGGAGUACGUUGUUAAUAAACUCCGGAAGGCGAUUGAUCAGCUCAGCGUGGAGAAGAACAAGCUCAUGUGCGAGAAGGUGGAGCUGGAGAACCAGCUGGAGUGCGAGCAGGAGUACAUCCUAAACCGGCUCCAAAAGCAGGUUGACAAGCUAGCUAGCGACAAACUCUCCCUCCAGAAGGAGAAGGCAGAGCUCCAGAGGACGGUUUCGGACCUGGCGGCCUCGGUGGACAAGUUGAACAAGGACAAAGUGAAUCUGGAGAACAUGCUGGAGAUGGAGGAGGAGAGCAUUACAAACAAGCUGCAACGGCGCUUGGAGGCCGUGUUGUCAAACCUCCGUCUUAUUGAGUCCAAACUGGAGGUGAAGGGCAUGACCCUAAAGGACCUGGGGAUUUCCGCGGCAGACCUACAUAAUGACUGGCCACGAGUGUACAGCCGCAGCCCGUCGAGCACCAACCACUCGAUCGACCGCGUGCUGAGUGGCGCGCUCAGCGGCGGCGUGAGCGGCUCUGCCAGCGGCGGCGCCGUGGGCCCUUUGCAUGGGGUUGGGAGCAGCGCUGUGGCUAUCACGGGCAGUAGGCGUGAACGGCCACUAAGUGCACAGAACAACACGCCAGAGGCGUUACUUGCCAAAUGAGCGCAGGGUGGUGUCUGUCAGAAGGCAGCUUGUGCAUCACCUGUGCAGACUGCUACGAAGCAGUGUAAUCGUAAGUGUAUGUGUGCGGCGUCGGCAUUGCGCAAAAUGAACUGCACCAUUUUUGAGGCUUCGUCUGCAUCAAGUUUUUUCCUAUGAUCCCAAAUCGCAGCAUUGCUCAAUGUUAUGUGGGGCAGGGGUAGUGGCCAAGAUUGUGGCCGAAAGGGUGGUUCUCCGAACGCGGGAGGUUGCAAGUUAAGUGCACGGAUGGGACGAGUGGUCCCGUGACGAGCGCCUGACAUGUCAUUGAAGAUGGUAACAUACGACGGGCGCCUUUAGUGUCGACAGGGACUAUGCAUGGUACGGAUUGCCGACCGUAUUAUGGCCGGACGCACGUGAAUUCGUCUUUCGAUGGUUAUGGUGUCCUGCCAUGCAAUUAUGUAAUUUCCUAGCCACGCUUGUAUGGGUUGCGUCACCCUUGGACUUUGUGGCCGUCCACGCUAGGUAGCUGUCUCGCUUGCAACCAGUGAGCUGGACUGUUGUAAUUCUGACCUGUG
Molecule: messenger RNA, 1585 nt
Organism: Volvox carteri f. nagariensis
Lineage: Eukaryota; Viridiplantae; Chlorophyta; Chlorophyceae; Chlamydomonadales; Volvocaceae
Exons: 13
Coding region: 57-1031 (324 amino acids)
Source: RefSeq, a predicted model, not a curated record